AACAAGCCAACUGCAGUCAGUUCAAGUUUUGCGAACAUUUCGUGAACACAUAGGCAGCAAUUUUCCACCUUCAGCAGGACAGAGGAUGGCCGUUGUUAAGAUAAUGCAAACUGCUGUUUCAACGCUUGGCUGGUAACUUCUUAUCCUAGAAAACAAACGAAUGGCAGAAACGUGCAUAACGAAACUUGAAGCUGCCGUUUUAUUUUUAAGCUUCUUUCAAAGCGGUAUCAUUAUUCCGAUUUCCUCUGAAUGUUCCGGUGAAGAAUGCCGAUCCAUCGUUUUCAAAGAACCCAUAGAGGGCAAAGUUAUGACGGGCCAUCUGAUCAGGCUUGAAGAGGUGCCCCAUCGAGGCAGUUGUAAUGUGCUGUGUUAUAUGGAGCCCAAUUGUGUGUCCAUAAAUAUUGGGCCUUCUCAAGGAGGAAACUACAAUUGUGAGUUGAAUAAUGCUUCAAACGAAAGUCCAGGCUGGUCGCGUGACCUUCAGAGUAAAGAAGAUUAUACCCAUCUCAGUAUCGAGAAUCCCUGUAGCAGCAGUCCCUGUUUCAACAAUGGCACAUGUCAAGCUGGAUACACUGAUAAAGUAUUUCGUUGUAAAUGUCCUUUAGGAUUCACUGGUGUAUACUGCAAGAAAGCCUGCAGCCUUGACUUUGAAAGUGGUAUCGGCGGGUGGGAAAUGACAGGCAGAGCUUUUAUUUACCAGCCUACACUUGGCGACAAUCCAAAAUAUCGCGGCAGAGAAAGCGCCAAUCAGCAAGGGGACUGGUGGAUAGGGGGAGCUGAGAAAAGGCCCAGUGAGAGCGAUACCGCAGGAGGGCAGCAUCCAGAUGGACCCGACGUACCCCACGGAACUCUCACCUCACCUUGUUUUCGUAUCGUCGGCAAGAAUAUCUCGUUUCUCAUUGGUGGGGGAUGUACCGUAACUAAUGUUCGUGCGGAGCUUAUAGUCAACAACCAGGUCGUCAGAAAUGAGACAGGAAACUGUUCAGAGACAAUGUUCCGUAAGAGUUGGGACGUAGAGGAGUUUAUUGGUCAAUACGCGCAAGUCAGACUCAUUGACAAGAAGAGUUGCUGUUAUGGUCACAUCAACUUUGAUGACCUUAAAGGAGACAUCGUUUGUCCUCACUAUUUUGACGAGAAAAACUGAAGAGACCGCGGCUCCUAAAACUGACAUAUCACCUCGUCUGUUUUUUUUUUAAUACUUACCUUGAAAGUAUGAUUACACAGCUUUUGACGUACUACAGUACGAGAAUUAUUUGUCUACCGAGUGGGCAGUGAAUUUGUGAUUUGCAUUUUCUGUCGCUAGCCUUUUCAAUUACUUCAAUCGUUUAUUUUUAGGUUGUCAGGAAGGACACAGGAAAAUAUAAAAAAAGAACUCGGCCAAUAUCCAGCCAUCUUGACCUCACGCUUAUAGCUGAUAACCCAUAUAUAUUGUGCUCCUUAAAUUAUGGCAGUCUAACGAAAAAAAAAAAAAAAAGAAGGAGACUAGUAAAGGAAAACUUAUAUAAUUAGCUCUCUAAUUUGUUAAAGAGAUGAUGUUUCAUUAGUAUUGAGCAAGAAACCAGCGUAAAAGUGCUUUUCUAUUCAUCUUUAUAGAUUUGUCUUUAAUUAAUUGUUAUCUUCACCUCUAACAGGCGGUCACCUCUAUUAAGCGCCCAAAGGCAUGUUGUUAUUGUCUUCCACCUGUAUUGAACGGUGACAUAAAGCAAAAGACAAAUCAAUCUCUCA
Messenger RNA from Stylophora pistillata, 1725 nucleotides. RefSeq lists its product as uncharacterized. Lineage: Eukaryota; Metazoa; Cnidaria; Anthozoa; Scleractinia; Pocilloporidae. The record is from RefSeq and is a predicted model, not a curated record.